GAUCAGUUUGGAUAGUUCCACCAGUUUGAUUAGAUUUCAAUUUAAUUUUAAACUAUUGCGAUGGAUUUGAUUCUAAUUAAUCAUGUAAAUCAAAGAAUUCAGAUCUUCUUCUAUCUUGCACAUUUGGGAGUAUAUUUCAAUAAAUUUAUUUUUUUAUUUUUUUUUAAUUUUUUUUUAAUUUUUUUUUUAUUUUUUUUCAUCCAAUACAUUGUAAUCCAUACAACAAUCACAAAAUAACAUUAAGGUGAGAAUCCAACUAUUAUAUAACAUUAUAUUUUUAAUUUAAUGAUAAAAUGAUUUUAUAAACUACACAAAUUUACCUUCGUAAAUAUCAAUACCACUCGAAUUCAAAUCUUCGAUAGUACAAAACGAGUAUUAUACUGCAUUAGAAAAUUACGAUUACUUGCACGUUUGAGUGAUCAUGAUCAUCAUUGCAAUACAACAUCGGGCUAAAUUGACUCUCCACUUUACAAUUCUUUUAUUUUUAAUUACCCACAAAAAAAAAUUACUGUAAAAAAAAAAAAAAAAAGUCUGUAAUCCAGGGGUAUUAACGUAAUUGGGAUUUGACAGAUGAGCAAGAGCCCCUUCCAUUCCAAACGAGAGCACGUACAAAACACAAAUGCGGUUUGUUGGGUUUUAUUUAACAUGACUUCCCUCAAAUGCUCUCCGUUUCAUCAUUUCUAUCUCUUUCUCUGUUGCAUCAUUUAAUAGGCAUAUUAAUUUUGUUGGGGCUCAAAAAUCUCAUGUCCUUCUUCUCUUCUUUUCUCUCUCUCCAAACACUACGGAAGAGAGAAUAAGAAUGAGAAGCAAAGACAAAGAGUACACAGCUCCAAUUUUCAAAUAUGUGUUUGGACGAGUUUUGAGAAUCUUCUCCACCAUGGGCAACUGCUGCAAGCUCCCUGUAAAAGCUUACAGCGGUUUGAACUUCAAGGGACCCUCUGAAGCCAAGAAAUAUGCCCAUAAUAUUGGUCAUGCUUCAUCUCCUCCCGGUCUGACAGUUCAGUCAUCAAAUGAGAAGGGUAUAGCUCGGAACCUGCCAAGUGCAAGAUCUGAGAGUGAAAUUUUGUCAACGCCAAAUUUGAAAGCCUUCCUUUUUAGUGAGCUAAAAGAUGCCACUCGAAACUUCCGUCAGGACAGUCUUCUUGGGGAAGGUGGUUUUGGCUAUGUUUUCAAAGGAUGGUUGGAUGAGAAAACCCUUGCUGCUUCGAAGCCUGGAUCUGGAAUAGUUGUGGCUGUAAAGAAGCUUAAACCUCAAGGCUUCCAGGGCCAUAAGGAGUGGUUGUCGGAAGUGAAUUAUCUUGGCCAACUUCAUCAUCCAAAUCUGGUGAAACUUAUUGGGUUCUGCUUGGAUGGUGAUAAUCGGUUGUUGGUGUAUGAGUUCAUGCCUAGAGGCAGCUUGGAGAAUCAUCUAUUUAGAAGAGGUGCACAACCACUUCCUUGGGCAACAAGGAUUAAAGUUGCCAUAGGUGCUGCUCGUGGCCUCUCUUUUCUGCAUGACUCUGAAUCACAAGUCAUAUACCGUGAUUUUAAAGCUUCUAAUAUCCUGCUAGAUUCGGAGUUUAAUGCAAAACUUUCGGACUUUGGCUUGGCAAAAGCAGGCCCUACAGGUGAUCAUACUCAUGUAUCUACUCAAGUCGUGGGCACUCAUGGGUACGCUGCCCCUGAAUAUGUUACCACAGGUCGGUUGACUGCAAAAUGUGAUGUCUAUAGCUUUGGAGUAGUGCUGUUGGAGCUGCUUACAGGGCGCCGAGUUGUUGAUAAAUCUAAAGUUGGUGCAGAGCAGAAGCUGGUGGAAUGGGUGAGACCUCAGUUGGAUAAUAAGCGCAAAUUAUUCAGAAUCAUGGACACUAAGCUGGAAGGACAGUAUCCUCGGAAAGGCGCUUACAUGGCUAUCGUUCUUGCAUUGCAUUGUGCAAGUUAUGAAGCCAAGCGUCGGCCACCAAUGUCUGAGGUCUUAGCUAUUCUAGAAAAGCUCCCAUCCCCGAAAUUCUCGACCAUGCCUUCCCCUUCGGAGAAUAAAUCGGUUCCUAGCCCUCUUUCCAAGUCACUUAAGCAUGACCACUCUUCGUCUUUGAACUCGACUCCUCAAGGCUCCCCUUUGCCAGCAAACAAGAAAUCCCCACAGGGACGAUGAACGGGGUAAGUGUUCAUGUCAAAUGAAUUCUCAAUGUAAAUCCCCUUCUUGGAACUGAUUUCUGGGGUUAGAAUUUAAUCAUAUAAAUGUAAAUCAUUUUUAUUAUCAAUGUA
This is a messenger RNA of Cornus florida, 2247 nucleotides long. Its product is annotated as probable serine/threonine-protein kinase PBL3. The coding region runs from base 800 to 2134 and encodes 444 amino acids. The transcript has 6 exons. Lineage: Eukaryota; Viridiplantae; Streptophyta; Magnoliopsida; Cornales; Cornaceae. The record is from RefSeq and is a predicted model, not a curated record. Gene Ontology annotation, molecular function: protein kinase activity; ATP binding. Gene Ontology annotation, biological process: protein phosphorylation.